AUCAUCAUCAUUAUUAAGUUGGCACCAAAUAUUGAUUGGGAAAAAGAAGAAGGGAAAGGAUCUAACACACCCACCCAGCUCUGAUAUCCAAAACGACAUGUCAUUUUCCCCAACCUGAUUCUUCUUCUUCCUCAUUAGGUUUCGAUUUCUUCCCCAAUUUGAAUUCGUUGCUCAUUUUGGGUGAAUUCCAAUCUGUUCCCAUUGCAAUUGUGGCUCCCAUGGGCGUUGACUUUUCCGGUAACGGCGAUUGGAGUCCCCGGCGACGGGAAAGAUUCGACCUUUAGGGUUAGGGUUUGUGAAUUGGGAAAUUUUUGGGGGGUUUUGGUGAGGUGGAGGAAAGGUUGAGGCUUUGGGGGUGGAGGUGUUAAUGGAGACGGAUGGGAAGAAGGAAGUGCAAAAUGGAGGUGAGAAUGAGAGGUUGAGUUGUGAUGGUGGUGAUGAGUGUGAGAAAGUUGAGGAAAUGGUGAAUGGGGAUGAAGAGAGUGAGUUGUUGUUGGCGCCAAGGAAAGGAGGGAUUUCGAGGAAGACUAAUAGGACAAAGCGGAAAGUGCAGUGGAAUGAUAGGAAUGGGAAUAAGCUUGUUGAGGUUUUAGAGUAUGAACCGAGUGAGGUUAGUGACUCUGAUGACGAAGAUGUAGAUACUUGCAUAUGUUCCAUCAUGUAGAUAUCAUUCAGUAAAUCAAGUACCGGUAUGUCUGCUGCACAAAUCAACUAGGCAUUCUCUCCGAGUUGAUUUUGAUGAUUUCUAUACAAACCAGCUCUGUUUUUAACCGUGUUAAGGAUGGACCGAAGGUCCUGAGACCAAUUCAAGGCAGUAUCCCAUUUUGCAUCAAGUCUAAUGCCAUUUUUUAGAUUAAAUUGCACCGAGCUUUAUUACAGCAGGAUAUUCAAAUUGAAAUAGAGCCAUCUUCCGGGAAUGAAAGCAGAUAGGUAUAAAAGCAAUAUGGUAUCCACAAUAUGUAAUACACUAAAUACAGUUCAGUUAAUGUAUGCUUUUUUUCUCUCUUUCUCUUUUUCUUUCUCCUUUCUUUUAAGCUUUACUGUGCCUAUUAUAAGUAGUGUGUAUUUUACAGGGACAGAUUAUUUUGAUAUCUUGACAUCUUGUUCAAUU
Molecule: messenger RNA, 1111 nt
Organism: Fragaria vesca subsp. vesca
Lineage: Eukaryota; Viridiplantae; Streptophyta; Magnoliopsida; Rosales; Rosaceae
Exons: 2
Coding region: 368-664 (98 amino acids)
Source: RefSeq, a predicted model, not a curated record